CCUGUUAUUCAACAUGGAGAAUGCUGGAGACAAGGUGGGUAUGGACAACAAUUUUACUAGCUCAUAUUGGCAAGCAUUUUUCAAAGAGAGAUACUGUUAAACACAGAACUCCUACGAAUGAGUUAGAAAGAUAAUAGCAGGCAUCUGAAUUCAGGUUGGAAAUCGGCAAAUGCCAACCCAACUAUCGUCAUGUCAGGAUGGCAAAAAAUUGACGACUUGCAACUAUACUUUUCCGAUGCAAACUUACAGUAAAGAAAAAUACAGGUAGAGAGAUAUUCUUAUAUAAUAUAUAUUUAAACUUUAAAGAAAGUGUAUGUAUAAUGUCUUUCACAAUAUCAAUAAUGCGAAGGGAUUUUCAUAGCAAAACGUACCACGUUUAUGUAUGACGUUGAAUAUUUCAUGUAAUCAAUCAAUGCCAUAAACAAUCUAAUUAGAACAAAAUCUUUACUUAUUUUAGUUUGAAAUCAAAGCCUUUCCAAUUAACUGCAACUUGCAAAUAUACUUAAUAAAUUACAAUACAGUAAUUACUGGUUAGUAAUCAAAGUAAGUGUCAGCAUUAUUACUGCUGGCACAUUUUAUUGAAACUUAAAUUUGCCGACCUGAUUUCCCGCUAAUUCAGAGGCCUGUAUAGAUUUACAUGUAAAAUAGUAAUACUAUUGAGAUUAUUUAUAAAUAUCCUGGGGGAGUUGUUUGAAAGCCUGUUAGCUUGAUCCAAAGUAAAUGAAAACUUCAAAAUAAAUUAUCCAAUGACUUGUUUAUACCUUUCAAAACUUUCCAUAAAUCUUAUCAGGAUCAAUAGGUGUGUUAUGUGUAGAAACACACAUACUCAAACAGCAAGUUAAAUUUUAACCCAGGGUUAACGCUAAUCGUACUUUGACCAUAGAAAUGCUAAUCAUACUUCGUAGUUAAUGUACAUUUGACCAAAGUGCAAUAAAACUACUCAUGUUGUUUUUGCCUUACUAUUAUUAUCCGUCUGGCCAUUUUUAUUUUGUUGAAUUGGGUCACAUUGUGUGAAAUACUGCGUUUUUUUAUAGAAAUUGAUUCAAGAAAUAUUUAAAGAAAUUAUUACCAGAUAUGUUAGAUUAGAUUAAGAGGGCAUGCUGUUAUGCAAAGAAAGGAAAAAGCGCACGAAAAAACCAAAAUGUCUAUUUAGCCUACAUAGAGCAAGAUGCAUCUGCUGAAAAAAAACACAUCUCAUGCAAGGUUAUUUGCAUUUCUUCCCCAAUUCCAAGAGAAAGGUUUUGUAAUUGUUUAUAACAAGCAAGCGUUCAUACGGUUAUGUAUUGCUUACAACAUACUGGUAUGUCAAGUUGGGAUAAGGCAAAGAUGACUAAUGAGCUUGCCAAGUCAAAUUUGUAACUACCACAUAGUACAAGAAUCAGAUUGCGUGAUGAGAUUGCGAUGGGUUUAAUAAAUAACAAACGUAAUUUAAAAAAAAAUAAAUUGGCGGCUUUGCUCGCGCUGUGUGUCAACGGCAUUUGUGCCAGCAGAAAGUUGCCUGAAACACAGCAACAUUUGUCAAAUGUAAUGUUUUGCAUGCAUGGAUGGACGCCUACCCUGUAUUAUACCCUGUCCCAUCCGAAUAAGUUUCUAUAACUCUCACUCUUACAAAUUGAAAUAGAAACAGAGGACUCAACAGUCAACAACUAGACAAUUCAUUAAUACACUAAAAUGCACAUAAUCCUUCAGCAAACUUCUAUAUGCAAGUUCUCAUGGGGAAACUCACAGUAUUCAAAAGCUAUCAGGAGACCAGCAGAAGUGCUUAGUAUUUUACUGUUGUUUGAAGUUCUCUUGAGGAUAUCGGGAUACUGGGCAUAUUUUUCAGACACUGGUAUACAGUAUAAGGUGAGCACAUUGAGUUGUUUUAUUAUAAGAAAAGAAAAAUCUCCUAAGAAAAGAAAAUAAAUAAUGACUGCAAGCAGUAGCUUACUGUAGUAUUGGACUGACUAUACAUUUCUGAAAAUGUUGACUUUAGUAAUUAAAUAUUUUGUCUCAUUUAAGGUUUAGUAUUGUUGCUAAGGAAGUUCUGGCUCAAAAAGUUUCAUUGAAUACAUAUGACUUCUAUAUGUUGUUGUGUGAUGCAGUACAGAUGCUUUUAAUACAGUAAAGCAACUUUGGGUUACCGGUUGGCAACUUGAGCAUAUUGAAAGAUUGGAGAAGCUAUUUUGGGCCCAUGCUAUUAAAACUGAGUUUUAUGGGCUUGGAAUUUGUACUGAAAAUUUAGAAUAUUCAAUACAUGCUGUUGAAGAUAUUAGACGCCAUUCAGCAAUGGAUAAUUAUUCAUGUGAAUUUUAAAUAUGAACGAGCUAUUUUGACACACAAAGGACAAUCACACAAUGCAAAGGGCCUAGAAAGAAUUUUCCAAUCGAGAACAUCUUAAGUAUUUUCUUGACAAUUACCAAGAAAAGAAUGGACUGUUGUCUCAAUAUGGUCUCCACAACCCUAACUGAAGUUUGAUUUGCAAGGGGCAACACCACCCAUUUCUUUCCAUGAAUCUAGCUUUCCUGCAGCUGAAGUGCUACUGUACGACAUACAAAAUCUGCAUAAUCCCUCACUUGCCUUGCAGCAUGCCAUUUCUUAUGGCAUACCAGUAGGACUUGCCAAGAAAGAGCUGAUUGAAGAUCAUGUAAUUGCAGACCUCUAUAGAUAUUUCCAUUGCAAAGGGUAUAGCCGCACAAGAUAUUCCUGAUGUUGUAAUGUCUCUAAGGUGUUGUCCUAAGGGAUGAAUGUGGUGAAGUGGUGUAGUUUAGGAACAACUUGUAACGUCACUUCUGCUAAUGGUGAUCAAGAAUGGAUUCUGGAGAUAUCUACCAUUUUCGAAGUUGGACCAGUGGACAACAACUAUUACAUUGUAAACAGGAUAUACUACAUCCCAACCUAUGUUAAUGGUAACAUUGCCUACCAUCAGUGGACACAGACACAGCAAAGUAUUCCUCGCAAUUAUGUCCAGGACAGUAUCCAACCAACAUGUCAAAUAAUCCAGGAUGUUUUCUCUGCAUUGAUUUCAAGAAACAGGAAUUGCUAAAAUAUGUGGAUGUUCCAAUCUAUCCCAAAGAGGGAGAAACUGUUAGUGUGUUAGGAACAAGUAUUUAUUUAAAUAUUUAUUCAAUUGUUUUCCCAUGUAUAUAUAUAAAAAAAACCUACUUAAAAUAUGUUACAAUAAUUUAAAGAUUUUGGGCUAGAGACCUACUAGAAAUCUUGAUAGACUUUUUUAUUUAGGCCUCUAGUUACUGUUCAUUUGUGAUAGAUUACAUAAUCAAUUAUUUACAGUCAAUCAAUACAAUGUGUAAAAUCAGAAAGUUUUGACGUAUAUAUACUAUAUGUACAAAAGAGAAAAAGAAGGUAGAAUUUUCAUAUUAUAUAAAUUAAAUAUGUUGUAGAUACAUUUGAAUUUUUACAAUGAUUGGGCUACACUGUAGAAAAUCGCUGAUGAUAUUAUCAUUAGUUAAUAUUAUUAAUAUUCUGUUAAGCGCUCACAGGAGAACUGGUAACGAGUGAUGUUAAAAAAUCGUGUUUGUGGUGUGUUCGAGAACUUUUAUGAUAUUAUUUAGUUUUAAAUAAAGAAGUAAAAAUAACUCAAAAAUGUGAUUUAUUCAGUGUGAACGGACCGGAAUUCACCACACUGAAAGUGGCGACCCAUUGGCAGGAUAAUUAACGGGAAAUUUCAUCAUUUGUUUUAUAUUUACGAUCGGAUUGCGAAGGAUUGUUUGUGGGAAUUAGCAGUGGAUAUGGAACUGUGAGUACAUUUUCUAUUAAUUUUGUGGAUAUAUUUCAAUUACUAAAGCGUUUAUUUAUCGUGGGUUCUCAUUAUAUCGUUUAAAAACUACACAGUUUUGGAUUAACUUGACUAUUUUUCAUUGGAAAUCGGUGUUUAUAUAUUUUGUCGACAACAAGAUAUUUGGGGACAUAACGUUUGUCUUACAUCACGUACAUGAGUAACAAUCUUUUAAUAUUGGGUUUUAUAUGGACUGGAGCGUUGACAGUGGAGUAUAACAUUGCUUAAAUUCAAGAUAUCAAUACAGUGAAGUGAUAAAUAACUUGGAACUUGGUUUUUAAUACUAUUACAUUUAAUGUUGUGGAUUUCCAAAGAGGGGAGCAUAUAAUAAACAACAAACUGACAUAUUGUUACAACAAAAUUAGAUUGAGUUUUGAAUUUCGCACACUUUACUCAACAGUCGGUACUGUAUUUGAGACAAUAUGGCAACUGAAGCAAAACAUGACAAACAGGUGGCACUUGCGAAAAUAAACUUGUCGGAGGCUGAAGACCUUAUAGCAACGAACAAUCUGGAUGAUACAGUCAUGGCGUAUGGGAAACUUGGGGAAAUCAUAAAACGACUUGAACUAUCCAAGGACAACACUAUGCAAUAUAUGAUGGAAAAUGACUCGGAUUUGGAAACACUAAAAGAAUGGGCAGAUAAACAAAAGGAAUGCAUUCUGUGCUUUCGUAAAGCAAGGGACAACUGCAAACAACAAAUGGACAAAUUAAAAGUGCAACAACAGGAAGAAGCAAUUCAGGGGGAACUUGAGAAUAAAAAGAAGAUUAAUGAUGAGCAACUGAAAUUUCAAUUACAACAAGAAAAGGAACUUCAAGAGAUGAUGAUAAGGAAACAACAAGCUGAAGAAGAAUGGUUAAAGAAGAAAGUAGAACUGCAAAUGCAAAUGCAAAGUGAAGCAACAGGGAGUGUAACAGCUGGCACGACAAACGAAACUCGAUCUACAGUCAAGCUGGAAAAGUACACUAUAACACCAUUUACUGGGGAUUACAUGGACUGGCUGAGAUUCUGGAACCAGUUUACAGUAGAAGUCAACGACAUCAACAUUUCGGAGGUGAGCAAAUUUCACUAUCUGUUAGAGUUAGUAAAAGGGAAACCCCGAGAGGACAUUUUGGGUUUACCCCAUACAUCAGAUGGUUACAAGGAAGCAAAGAAGAUACUUAUAGAAAACUAUGGCAAGGAUACAAAAGUCCACAAAGCACUCAUAAAAGAUUUGGAAAGUCUUCACACUAUUACCAGCAUCCACAAACUCAAUUUGAUUCAUGAUUUUUACAAUAAGCUGUCAAGAAUUGUUAGAUCUCUUACAACGAUGGGAAAAUUGCAAACAGCGCAAAGUGCGGUGUACACAUUAAUGGACAAACUAGGCCCUAUGCGAGAGGUCCUGGUGCAAAAGGAUGACGAGUGGGAAAACUGGGGAUUAACCGAACUAGUGGAGCACUUACACAAGUUUGUAAAUCGAAACCCUAUUCGUGCAGAAGAGAAUGAAGCAUCUGGAAAACAAGAUUGGAAGAAAAGAGGUCGUUGGAGUGAUCGUGAAAAAUUACUCUUUGGUAAUGACGGUGAAAGAAACAAGAAAAAGCAAUGUAUUUACUGUGAGUCAAAGGAACAUACAGCUAUCAAUUGUACGAAGAUAUUAGAUGUUGCUAAGCGACGUGAGAUUCUAAAGCAAAAGAAUUCCUGUUACAAUUGUGCGACCCCAGGCCAUCGAGCUUCGACAUGUAGGGCACAAGGUUGUCAUAAAUGCGGACAAAAGCAUCACACUUCAAUUUGUCAAUAGAAGAGACCAUCCUCAAUGGAUGGGAUGAAUAAUAGCAAAGGAGAAAAGGGUUAUGCAGGUAUUCAACGAGAAGCAGGUGUGGAUGAACUUGGACGUGAAAAAACUGAUAAGGCUCUUGGGGCAGCCCAAAGUAAUCAACCUACUGUACACCCGACAUUGCAUGCCAAGAUUGGGGACAAAAAGGUACGAGUUAUGAUCGACACUGGGGCAAGUAGUUCAUACAUCUGUAGUGAUCUUGUUACUGAGCUAAAACUGAAACCAAUACGGCAAGAAAGGCGCUCUAUCGAACAAAUGUAUGGGACAGUGGAUAAAGUUGUCGAG
Molecule: messenger RNA, 5871 nt
Organism: Paramuricea clavata
Lineage: Eukaryota; Metazoa; Cnidaria; Anthozoa; Malacalcyonacea; Plexauridae
Source: the annotation of a GenBank genome assembly